AUGAAAUUUCUGUGCUUACCUGGAGGCUAUUGCAGUGCCAAGUGCAACGAAGCUUUUGCUGGCUUCGAUCUAACGGGAGCUCCCGCGGUGGGUCCAGGACCGUUCUGCGAUUCUCUCACUUCGAAUGGAGAGGCCCGGUUCUUCUUCACGCAGGGCACCACGCCCGUCUAUCCCCCGCCAGAAUACGAAGGGUUUUUCGGGCCGCCACCCAAUUUCACCUUUGCCGAGCCCGACGGGCCCAGCAAAUUCAACAUGCGCGACUUUCCGAAACGCGACACGCCCGAGGCCACUAUGAAGGACGCCCUAGAGCUGGCGGGCCAGCCGACCUUUUCCAAUAUCCGAUUAGUCGUGGACCGACUCAUUGGCAUUCUGGACAGUGACGAGGAUAUCGCCGGGGUCAUCGGGUACUCUGAGGGUGCGGAGAUGGCGGCCUCGCUCAUUCUGGAGGAACAGAGGAGACACAAAGAGUCGGGGCGCGAGCCUCGGCUCAAGUGCGCGGUUCUGAUGUGCGGAUGGCCCCCGAUGGACCCUGUCACUGGUCAGGUCGUCCUGGCCGAUGAGCAUUUCGGGGAGGAGAUCAUCAAUAUUCCCACCUGCCAUGUCAUCGGCGCGGCUGACCCGUUUCUCGAUGCGUCCAUGGCUUUGUACAAUUUGUGCGAUCCGGACAGUGCAGAGCUGUUCGACCACGGUGGUGGACAUGUUAUCCCGCGAACCAAGAAGACGGUCGACGAUCUCACUGGGGUUGUCCGGGACAUGAUCCUCUCCGUUGGCUAA
This is a messenger RNA of Penicillium alfredii, 774 nucleotides long. RefSeq lists its product as uncharacterized. Gene Ontology annotation, cellular component: nucleus; cytoplasm. NCBI's taxonomy places the organism in Eukaryota, Fungi, Ascomycota, Eurotiomycetes, Eurotiales, Aspergillaceae. The coding region runs from base 1 to 774 and encodes 257 amino acids. The transcript has 2 exons. The record is from RefSeq and is a predicted model, not a curated record.